AAUUAUUGCGCAGCGCGUCGAGGCUCCAAUAUUGACGCUCUACAUCCCACAUACCCUUAGUUUUGCGCCGCCGUGACAGUCGCCUGUUUCGGCGCUUAUUUUCUCCACCAACGUGUUCAGUUGUUUGUUAACAUUGCUGUUAGCAGUCCGCCUGUAAUGGUGAAGGCCGCAGCAAAACCGGGCAAGAGCCCUGGCAAGAAGGGCCGGCCGAACGCGGAUUCAGAUGACGAUGCCGGCCCUUCCACUAGUGGUAAUGUCGGCAAGGACAAUGGCGCCGUCGCGUCGAGGCAGGGCGCCAGCAUCGGCCAGCAGACCAGCGGCAUCCGCAACAAACAGAAGCGCGGCGAGCUGUACCAUAAAUUGAAGCAUCAAAAGGAGAAAGUCAAGGCCAAGGAGCGCCGGAAAAAGCAAAAGGAGGAGGCGAAGGCGCUGGAGGCAGGGCUGGAGCCGCCGCCGAAGCCCCUGCAGCACACCAUUGACAACCAGCGCGAGGCGGAUGACACGAUGGUGGACCCCACGGAUGAGGAGAUCAUGGCGGAUGAGAACGACGACGAGUUCGCGGCCCACUUCGCCAACGCGCGGCCGCCCAAGGUGCUCAUCACCACCAGCUAUAAGCCGUCCAAGAUCAUGUACACCUUCCUGUCGGAAAUGCUGGAGCUGCUGCCCUGCGCCGAGUACUACAAGCGCAACGGCUUCCCGCUCAAGAAGAUCGUCAAGUUCGCCGCCAACCGCGAGUACACCGACCUCAUGGUGUUCAACGAGGACCGCAAGCAGAUCAACGGGCUGCUACUGGUGCACCUGCCUGACGGCCCCACCGCCCACUUCCGCCUGUCCAACCUCAAGCUGGGGGCGGACAUCAAGGGCCACGGCCGCGCCACGCAGCACAAGCCCGAGCUGAUCCUGAACCACUUCGACACGCGGCUGGGCCACCGCAUGGGCCGCAUGUUCGCGUCGCUGUUCCCGCAGGACCCCCAGUUCCGCGGGCGGCGAGUGGUGACCUUCCACAACCAGCGCGACUUCAUCUUCGUGCGGCACCACCGCUACGUCUUCGAAGAGAAGGAGUCGCGGGAUCGCGCCGCCAAGGACCCCUCCAAGAAGAAGAAGGCGGUGGUGGCGCGACUGCAGGAGCUGGGGCCGCGCUUCACGCUGAAGCUGCAGAGCCUGCAGAAGGGCACCUUCGACAGCAAAAACGGCGAGUUCGAGUGGCUGCCCAAGAAGGAGAACAAGACCAGCCGCCGCCGCUUCUUCUUGUAAUGAGGAAAGGCAGGCAAAGGAGCAACAGGACACUGUGGCCGGCGUGUGUGCGUGUGUGGAAGGGUUCCGUAGGGUGUGCCUGCAACCUUGGAAGUCAGGCUGUCUUCCUUGAGCAACCCUGGUAGCCCUUUGGCAGUUCGGAUGGUGCAAACGGGUGCAGGGGUAGGCAGGGGCAGGAACACAUAAUGAGGUAGAACUCACUGGGUAGAACUGUUACAGUCUUAUAUUCAUGCGUGUACAAGUUUGACAUUCGUUCUUGCAGAUGGGGCGCUACUGCAGGCCUUAGUAGGCAUGUCCAGGGGAGGCAUGUCCAUUUGGCACGUCUCCGUUAUGCUGUCAGGGGAAUAUGGAAUGCACUGAGUGAAAGGUGAAAGCGGAGGCUCCAAGGCUGAUAGCAAAUACGGGUUGGUAGGCGGUUGGCCUGCGGCGGCCGUUGCGUGGUUGGCCAGCGCCCGAUGACGGCCCACAGCUGCGACUUACCGUACGCACGGGCCAUAGAAGGCUGUCCCACGUCUCUGCAUAAGGGGCGCCGAAAGGUCUGCCACCCUGCUGCCGAAACCGGAGUGAACCAAAGAGCACUGAGAAGCUGUGCCAGAUGGGUACGCAUUAGUUCCGCAACACUCGUCAAUGGGUCUGCGUCUUGGGGCCAGGUGCGGGGAGCCGCGCGCGGGAAAGCCAGGGCCUGCAUAUUAAUUCAAGUAAUUUGGCAACAGGACCCAGCAUUCCCCAGCCAUGCAUGCAGCACGUCAAUGGCAACACUCGUGUGCCAAUCGUGUUCUUAAGUUGUGCACCUUGUCCGCAAAGCGCAUAGCUGGAGAAGCCAGAGAAGCUGUGCCGGCUGUAUGUGCAGGGCUGUGCCCGAAGUUGAAAGUUCCUGCAAUCGUACGACGAGUUCCAGCGCGCCUUCCCCGAACGCUUACAGUGAGCAGCCAUGUGCAUUUCAGGGGAAGAGGCGGAGAGCUAUUUCGGAUAAGCCU
Messenger RNA from Chlamydomonas reinhardtii, 2231 nucleotides. RefSeq lists its product as uncharacterized. Gene Ontology annotation, cellular component: nucleolus; preribosome, large subunit precursor. Bases 157 to 1254 code for a protein of 365 amino acids. The record is from RefSeq and is a predicted model, not a curated record. The transcript has 11 exons. Gene Ontology annotation, biological process: maturation of LSU-rRNA; maturation of 5.8S rRNA. Gene Ontology annotation, molecular function: rRNA primary transcript binding. Lineage: Eukaryota; Viridiplantae; Chlorophyta; Chlorophyceae; Chlamydomonadales; Chlamydomonadaceae.